AUGUACAAAGCAAAAGAUAUUGGGGGACGGCUGUCCGGUCGCCCCUGGACGUUCUCUUCAUUGAACCUAUUUAGAAUAAACGUCUUUUUCCAGCUCCACGGCCACGGACCCUCUAUCCUGUCCCUCCGCCUCAGGAAACGCGGUGGCAGGGAAGCGGCCCGCGCAACCGGGCCUUUCGCCUCCUCCCUUCCCACCGCUGGCGACUUUCAGCUGCAGACGGAGGCAGCGGAGGCCUUUGGGUUGGUUUUUCCGGGGCGGCUGCUGAAGCGGAGCGGAGGGAAGUCGGGUGUCAGCCUCCGUUUCCCUUCGGCCGUAUUUCAAAAGCCCCGUGGACGGACUCCCUUCCCAGCAGAUGGCAGCAAAACGGAGAGAAAGCGGGUGGAAGGGCGGGCGGGCAGGCCGGCAGCCGCCGCCGAGGAAAGGCUGGAGGUCUCCCGCAGCCCCGCUCCACUCCUCGCCCGCUCUCCUGGGCUUCCAGAGUUAAAGCAGCAAACUGAUAUUGUUACAGUAAUCUGUAAUUUCCUGUCCAGCAAUCGCACAGAAGGAGAAUCUGCAAGCAUGGGAUACAGUAAUGCGCUCAAAACCCCGCCCCUCCUGCGAGCAAAUAAAAAGGGGCGGGGCUUCCAUUGCAGUGGAGCACCUGCCAUCUUGCAAAUUUUGAUACACAAGCGCUGAGCCCUCUUCCAGUUUUAACAGAAAAGCAUCGCUACGUUGUGUAACUUCUGGAAAAAUUUAAGGUAAAAUCUCUUGGCUGAAUUUAAUUGGCCCUAAAUAUCAGUGGGGCUAGAACUAAAGUGAUUUACGUGUCCAGAUCGCACAGCUGCUGUGCGAUCUGUGCCAAAAAGAGCAGGAAUUAAUUUACAAUAUCAUAAAAUGCAAAACAGUCAUGAAUUAACAGUUUCGUAGAAUUCAAUAAAACUUAUUGCUGAGCAGACAAGUUUAUAACUGCCGUGGAAAAGAUUGGCUUUCUCCAAGUUGCAAUGAAGAUGGUUAACAAUGCUCAUUUUAAAAGAAAAUAAUGGACAGUUGUCCUCAACAUCUAGGCAGGUGUCUCAAAAAUGGACUGCAGUGGCAAUAUUUUCUACAACUUGUGAUUUUUCACAAUAUCUGACCCUCUUCACUUGUGUUGCAGUUAUUAUUAGACUGGGAAUGUUCAGCACCCCAAGAAAUUCCGAGAAAAUGUAUUUGAUCAACCUUUUGAGUCCUUUUUAUUAAUGUAAAGUAUUUAAAAUUGUUUCAAAAAGAGGACACAACUUAUUAAGUUGAUUCAAAUUUUAAACUAGUAAGCUGAAAUUAUCAAAUACACACAAAAUAUUCUUAAUGAUUCCCUUUAUUUCCUUUCAUUUCUUCCUUACUACAAGUAGCAUGUUAAUCUAAAUUAAGGACAUGUUUUACAUGCAGCUUUCCAAUAUUUUCAUAUACAUCCAUUAACAGACCCAAUCAAGAGAUUUAAUCAAAAUUUGAACCAUUACUGUAAAACCUUUUGUACUAUUUAGCUCUUAAAAUAGUAUAAUCAGAGAUUAUAAUUAAAGGGGCAUGACAGAGCAGCUCCAGAAACAAAAUCGUAUUUAUCACAGACUCUUCGUUUUUUCUUUUAAAAAAAAAAUAUAUAUAUAUAGAGAGAGAGAGAGAGAGAAAGAAAUCUUUAUUAUGAGUAGUAUCAUUAAAAUAAAUGAGGCUUACUCAAAAGGAAAAUUUCACAUUUACUGAUACUAAAUAUGUUGAUACAAUGUAACAUAAUAAAGUAUUGUCAGAAUAAAA
Molecule: messenger RNA, 1761 nt
Organism: Crotalus tigris (Tiger rattlesnake)
Lineage: Eukaryota; Metazoa; Chordata; Lepidosauria; Squamata; Viperidae
Exons: 5
Coding region: 1-675 (224 amino acids)
Source: RefSeq, a predicted model, not a curated record